GAUUGAAAAAUUUUUUUCAGGUUAUGUAUCUGUAACUGUUUGUUUGGUGUUCUGUUGUUUAUUUCAUAAGAGACUUUAAUAUUAUACAAAUUAAUAUAUUUUAUUGUGAAAGUAAAUAUUUAGCCAAAAUGCAUCGACGUGGAGGUAAGAGAAUUCGUAUGGAUGAUCCCCCACCUGAAUACGAAAACCCCAUGACUCCCCAACUAGAGCAAGAUAACUACGGUGGAUAUGUACAACAAAAUAUCUAUGGAGAUCAGUAUGGGGAUCAAUCAGGGGGCGAUUUCGAAUCUCCUCCAACUCCUGGUAUGAGGAGAGUAACCAGAUCCAAAGCCAGAGGCCUGAAUAAUCCACCACCUCCUGUUGUACCACCUUCCUAUUCUCCAACGAGUACCGGAACUCCAGGUAGAGGAAGGGGAAGAGGUAGACCUCCCGGUAGAAAAAACACUGUAGGAGAAAUAAUUCACAGUCGCGAUGAUGACGAUUCUUUAUACCAUACAAUAAAAAACAGUAAAAAUUCAUUGACUCACAUUGUGGAUGACUGGAUAGAGAGUUAUAAAAUAAAUAGAGAAGCGGCCCUCAUUUCAUUGAUGCAAUUUUUUAUAAAUGCAUCGGGCUGUAAAGGUAGAAUUACCCAACAAAUGCAAGCUUCCAUGGAACACGCUGCCAUAAUUAGAAAAAUGACUGAGGAAUUUGAUGAAGAAAGUGGUGAAUAUCCUUUAAUCAUGGCCGGACAGACUUGGAAGAAAUUUAGAUAUAAUUUUUGCGAAUUUGUACAGACAUUGGUAAAACAGUGUCAGUAUACUAUUAUAUAUGAUCAAUUUUUAAUGGAUAAUGUCAUAUCAUUGCUCACUGGAUUGUCUGAUUCACAGGUUCGAGCCUUUAGACACACUGCUACUUUGGGAGCAAUGAAACUUAUGACUGCUCUUGUAGACGUUGCUCUUACUGUAUCGGUUAAUUUGGACAAUACUCAACGUCAGUACGAGGCCGAACGGCAAAAAACAAGAGAAAAACGUGCCAGCGAUCGUUUAGAAGCUUUAUUAGCCAAAAGACAAGAACUGGAAGAAAACAUGGAUGAAAUUAAAAACAUGUUAACGUACAUGUUCAAAUCAGUAUUUGUGCAUCGUUACAGGGAUACUUUACCGGAAAUUCGGGCUAUUGCUAUGACUGAAAUCGGUGUGUGGAUGCACAAGUUUCAUGCAAACUUCUUAGAUGAUUCAUAUUUGAAGUAUAUCGGUUGGACACUGCACGACAAGGUUGGAGAAGUACGUCUUAGAUGUUUGCAAGCAUUACAACCGUUGUAUGCCAGUGAGGAACUAAAAGGAAAAUUGGAAUUGUUUACUAAUAAAUUUAAAGAUCGUAUAGUGGCUAUGACACUCGAUAAAGAAUAUGAAGUAGCCGUUCAAGCCGUCAGGUUGGUUAUUUCCAUCUUAAAACAUCAUCAUGAGAUUCUAACUGACAAAGAUUGUGAACAUGUGUAUGAAUUGGUAUAUUCUUCACAUAGAGCUGUAGCUCAAGCAGCUGGAGAAUUUUUAAACGAACGUCUAUUCCAACCUGGUGAUUUAGAUGCAGGGAAAACUAAAAGGGGAAAACGUCGGUUACCCAACACCCCUUUCAUUCGUGAUUUAGUUCAAUUUUUUAUUGAAUCCGAAUUACAUGAACACGCCGCGUAUCUGGUAGAUUCUCUUAUAGAAUCCAAUAAUAUGAUGAAAGAUUGGGAAUGUAUGACAGAUUUGUUAUUGGAAGAACCCGGUCAUCACGAGGAACCACUAGAUAAUAGACAAGAGACCAGUUUGAUUGAAAUUAUGGUUUGUUGCGUGAAACAGGCCGCAACUGGUGAAGCACCAGUCGGUAGAGGUCCUACCAGAAAAAUGAAUUCCGUAAGGGAAGUCAAACAGGCUGGAGAAGACAAACAAAAACUGACCGAGCAUUUUAUAGUGUCUUUACCGCCUUUGUUGGAUAAAUACUCUGCUGAUCCGGAAAAAUUGGCGAAUCUCUUGAGCAUACCUCAAUAUUUCGAUUUGGAUUUGUAUACCAGUGGAAGACAAGAAGGUUCGCUGCAAGCCCUUUUAGCCAAGUUGAAAUAUAUCGUACAAGUCCAACACGAACCGGAAGUUUUAGAAACAUUAGCAAAAACUUUAGAAAUACUUUGUACAGACGGCCAUUCGAUAUUUACUAGAUGUGACGUUGCCAGAUCGACUAUCAUCGAUAUGAUAGUCGCUUCUUACAAAGAAGCCAUCGACGAUUGGAGAAAUUUGAUGCUCGGCGAAGAAACUCCUAAUGCUGACGAAGUAUUUAACGUUAUUAGUUCUUUGAAGAAAUUGUCCAUGUUUUACGCUUGUCACAAUUUAAAUAGUUGGGGAUUGUGGAAUACGAUGUUCCAGGAUGUGCAGGAUUCCGAGACAACUUUGCCUCCUGAAGCACUCAAAUAUUGUCUGAGCUCUUGCUAUUAUUAUCUUCUGUGGGGACUGAGAGAUUUGGAGAUUACCGUAGAAGGAGGUGGUUUAACGCAUUCCAGUAUUCAAGAUCUGAGAGAAAAAUUAGACGAUUUCAUUGAAGCUUCGCAGAUGUUGAUCAAAUCUUCACCCCACAAUAUCAUUAAGGAGGAAGCUUACGUAGGAUUAUGCGAUCUCUUGAUCGUUUACAGCGAACAGUUGCACAGCUCGUCUCCAUCUUUGGCCGAAUUAAUUUGUAAACCGGAUAAGAACCUUCAAGCGCUGUUAAACGAAUUCGUACAAAUGUACGUCUUCGUCCCGGAACAAGAUGCCGAACACGACGAACUUCGCAUCGAAGGUCUCCACAAACGACGUAACUUCCUAGCCGCUUAUUGCAAACUUAUAGUUUACAAUAUAAUGGCGACGAAAGCGGGCGCCGACGUCUUCAAACACUACGUUAAAUACUACAACGAAUACGGAGAUAUAAUAAAAGCCACUUUGAGUAAAGCUAGAGAGAUAAACAAAGUGAAUUGCGCUUUGACUAUGUGUUUGAGUUUGAACAUGAUGUUCAACGAGGUACAAAAAUUGAGCGGCGGACGACAAAUUCGUCAACACGAGGAAUUUUUCGCUUUGAAGGAAUUAGCGAAACGGUUCGCGUUGUCGUUCGGUUUGGACGCCGUCAAGAACCGCGAAGCUAUUACGGCGCUACAUCGAGCCGGUAUCAUAUUCGCGGUAACCGGUUCGGAAAAUGUUAGCGACGACCCGACGGGGCCUCCGCCUAAUUUACCUUUCUUGGAUAUUUUGACGGAAUUUACUAAUAAACUACUCAAACAAGAUAAGAGAGUCGUUAUGGGUUUCUUGGAUAAGAGGAUUACGACUGGUAUGCCGAGUAGUAAAGGCGAAGAUUGGCAACCUCUGCUACUUUAUAGAAAUUCCUUGUUGCACGGAGAAACUGAUCAACUGCCUACUACUAGUAAAAGAGCCUACGGAAGAAAACGACACAAGUCUCCUGAUUCUGAUGCCGAACAAGACGAUCUGUCGGAUCAGGAUUUUCCCGGUAAUUUGUAUGGUUAAAGAAACCAUUGUAUUUAUUUUAUUAUGAUUAAGUAAUUUUUGAUAUACCCAAGUGUAGUUUAGUUAUUUUUAUUAAAUUCUAAAACAUUUUACUCCCUUAUUAUACCAAAUUCUAUUUCCAUCACCUUUAAUACACUGUUUACACUAUCACUACACCAUUACUUACAAUUACACUAUGACGCGCGUUUAUCUUCAGUCUCUCAAAACGAUAACUUGGUUAUCGAAACGCACGUCAGGCAGUGUAAUUGUUAGUGGUAGAGUAAACAGUGUGUUUAGUAUGAAUAUUACCAACGGUUCCAAAAAUUCCAACUUAGUUUAGUACUCGUUAUCAAUUUGUUGAGAAAGGUUCAUUUGCUCGGCUCACCCAUGUAACAUCACAGUAGGGAUGGCGAUUCUUUUCUUAAAAAUAGCGAUUUUUAAAUCGAUUCGGAUUGUAGCCUGAUGAAUCGAUCCAUAAGUAAAUUGAGGUCAAAAAGAUCGAUUUCUAAAAAUUUUUUUCAAAUAAACCUAAUCAAAGAAAGAUACAAUUUUUUAGUUCAGGGAAUUCGAUAAUAACCAUUAUUUUUAGUACCAAAAGAAGACAUUUAUUUUCUAAAUGUAUUUGUAACUUUAAGAAGAAAAUAGUUAAUAUAGCUUACAAACGUAACCUUAUUUUAUUGAAGAAAAGUGAUGAAAACUAAGCGAAGAGCCAUCUCGUGAGUUUUUUAGUAAGCAAGCGUUUAAACGGCAACACCAUAAUAUUACGAGUAAAUUCUGCUAAUUUUUAAUUAUUUUUUUUACCAAAACAGAAUAAAUCGAAUUGUCGAUAUUCAAGGGUGAAAUAUCGAUUCAGUACAACAUAUCGGUUUAAAAAAUCGAUUUAUUUGGUCCGAAGGAACGAUUCUUCACUUAAUUGAUUUCAGAUUGCCAUACCUACGUCACAGCUUAGUCAUUAUUUUCAUAAACCUUUUACAAAAUGGCCGCUGGCGUGUUGAUAUUUGUUGAGUAAAUUCGGAGGAAACAAUAAAGGAGAGUAAUAAAACAAAUUGAUCACUCGUACUUAUUAUUGACAGUUGUAAAGAUGACAGAAACGUUUCUCUACUAUAGUUAAAAUUUGCUGCGAUUAUUAAAAUAAAUAUUACUAAAAUGACUACGGUAGAAAUUUUCGUUUUGUUUCUUUUUUUGAUUUGUAAUAAAUAUUUCUCAGAAAAUAUCGAAAAAAAUAGAAAAGAAUUUUGUAAAUCAAUAUCAGAAAUUCAAUUAAAUUUAUAAAGCUUAAUCCCAUCAAUAAGGAUAAGUAACCUCCGAAGGAACCUGAAAAUAUAUUUUGAGGUUAGCCUAAAAUAUGGACUGGUUUAUAUGAAACAAAGACUGUUAUUAUCCUGAAAUUGAUAUAAACACCAAAAACGAGGCUACCAGAAUUAUAAACAGUAAAAUCUUUCAUGCUAACAUAUUCCUGAUAACCAUUAAUCGGCUUUGGAUUCAAUACAUGAUUUCGAUUCUAAAUAACUUCAUGAGGCGGUUCUUUGUAGGCAAAAUUCAGUUAUAAAAUAGGCAUUUUCAAAAAAGAAACCAUUGGUUUAUUGUGCAACCUCAAAUAAGUGCAAAAUAUGGAUUUAUGGUAUACUCCCAGAGCGGUUUUGAAAAAUGCAUUGGGGCCAAAGAUAAGGACAUGUUAGUGUUUCGCAGGGAUUGUAGAAACUGUUUGAUGUAUACUGUUUCCAAAUUUUUGAAAGAAUACCCAUAUUAACAUUUAAAUUAACUAAAACAUUGAGUUGAGGGCUUUUAGAGAUAUUAUUUUGACGAAUCAGAUCACUCUAAAUAAGAUGAAAAACUAUUCCAGAUGUGAUAGAGUAGAUGAUUUUUGGAUGGAAAUUAUCUAAAACAGUAGUUGUAGUAAAAAAAAGUGUUGCCACUUCCUCUAAUAAUUUCUCAUGGCAGUGCGACAGUACAGAGAAGAUUUUCUGUCAAUAAGGAGAUUCUGGUUGAAAAUUUAGGAGAUUCACUUAUAGGGCAAAGAUUAGUGUGAGAUUCUUUACGAAAAAUUGGUGGACUAAAAAUGUAGAUCAAAAUAUCUCGAGGAAUGCCUACUCAAGGUAUGGCGCAGCACAAAAAGACAAUUUGACGAAAACUGGAAAAGGAAAACUAGAAAAACUGGAAACGAAAAAGAAAAUAAUCAUCGAAGACUCUAAAUAAUAGAUUUGGAGCUAGAAUUAGUUAAAUUAAAAAAAAUAUUCAUCAUAAUAAAAGUGAAAUGAAUUCACGAAAUUUCAACCGGGAAAAUGUGAAAAUCAACCGGGAAAAACCGGUACAAAAACCUGAUAAGUUAUGUUGCCCAGUUAGUUUGAUUUAAAAAAUGAUUAGGAAAAAAUUAAUAAGACAAAAUUGUAUUAAUAAAAUAAUGUUUGUUAUGUUAUAUUAAGAUUGGUACUUACUGACCAUUUCAUACCAUGUCUGUUGUACAUCAAUUUUAAAUGACAUACCCGCUGGUUUAUUAAAAAAAAUAUUGACAAUAGCAUUAUUUCUAAAAUUGAAAAAUGUUAUUUAUUAUACAGAAUGUAACUAUGAAUUAACAACAUAAAAAUGUCCUAUUUAAUUGAAAUAUAAAAAUACUUUAAAA
Diorhabda sublineata is the source of this 6105-nucleotide messenger RNA. Its product is annotated as cohesin subunit SA-1. The record is from RefSeq and is a predicted model, not a curated record. Gene Ontology annotation, cellular component: cohesin complex; nucleus; chromatin. Lineage: Eukaryota; Metazoa; Arthropoda; Insecta; Coleoptera; Chrysomelidae. Gene Ontology annotation, molecular function: chromatin binding. Gene Ontology annotation, biological process: sister chromatid cohesion. The transcript is spliced from 10 exons. The coding region runs from base 129 to 3506 and encodes 1125 amino acids.